AUGAACAAACUGGCAAACAUGCGUCACUGGUCCGAGAGGAUGAGCCCCAACUUCGGAAUGGGCCGUCCCAAUAUGCCCAUGAACCCCAUGAACCCGAGAAGAGAUACAGCUCCCCAGCAGGCUGCUUCAAUAAGCUCAGCUCAGCCUCUCGAUGCCCCGACGCCCAUCAUCCACUACUCGUUCAAUGUCCCGUUCGCGUCCGACCUCGUCGGCCCAAACACCGAGGACAUCCUGCACGCGACCGCCGACGCUGUCCUCCGAUGGACCCAUCCCGAAGAUGCCCCCGACGAUGUCCAAGUCCACGAGCUACCCGUCCACACUCAGAACCUCGCCAACCUGCGCAAGGUCUGCAAGGACAUUACCAGCGGCCCUUUCCAAAUCGAAGCCCACGUCAUCUCGACGACUCCCAAGAACGCAAAGGGACAACAGGUCACCACCGUGUGUCUCUCGGGUACGCCGGAAAUGGUUCACAAGAGCAGGGAGACCAUCUUGAACGACAACCAGACUGUCCUGCGUUGUACGACGGUCGACGUGGAAGGCCAUCUUGUCUGUGACCUCACUGCUGGCGCCUUGAAGCAGCAAGUCACCGAUACCCUGGACUACAUCUCCAAAUACUGCGGAGUCGACAUUUUUCUCCUGGGCCCGAAGCUGACCCCAAUGGUGGAUGGCAUGUCGGGUGAUGCCGAAAUGCGUGUUGACCAGAGAUGGAGAGUCGCCAUUUAUGGCGACAUUCUGUCCGUCGAACAUGCCAAGGCCCGUGUGCUCAUCCAGAUCGACACUCUUCUCGGCCGAGUCGUUGAUGCCACCAAGCUGGACCUGUCGAUUCACCAGCUCGUCUGCGGCCGUCACAGGAAGAACAUUAAGCUCAUCGAGUCAUCCACCGGGACCGCCAUUUACUUCCCGCCUCCGUUCUCCCAGAUGUACCGUUACUGCCCGGUUGGUGCUAGUCGUCGGGACCCUACGGACAUUUUUAUCACGGGAGAGAGCCCCCAGGCCAUUGAGCUUGCCAAGCAGAAACUCCACGAGACUGUAUCCCGCAUUCGGCUCUAUAUGAAGGAUGUCACCAUUGCACCCGCCAAGAUCGAUAGUAUCCUCCUCACACGUCUGGAUAAGGUACGCAAGAUUUUGGAGGCGAACGGUACUUACAUCUUGUUUCCGUCUCUCGCCAGCCAGCGUAAUAUGGUUCGAGUUCAAGGUAGCGAAGGACUCCACGUGGAGCGCACAGUUCGCGAGAUCAUGGCAUUGGCUGGGCAGUUCUACAGUGCGGCCUGGUGGAUUCAACAGGCCGACGCCCGGCAGCUUCCCAACCCCGCUGACGUUAGAACCAUGCUUGGUGAUGUUUGUGCGAACUCCGACGCAGACCUGUCUUUUGACAAGAUGAAUUUCUCCAUCACUGGAUCUGAUGACGCUGUGAAGUCUGCCCUUAUGGUCAUGUCCGAGAUUAAGUUUCUCGUACAAUCCCAGUACCAGAUUCGCGUCAAGAUUGAACUUGCCAAUGAGCACAAGGAAUUCGUGAGCGGCAAGAAGAACGGCAAGAUCAACAAGAUCAUGGGCCAGAGCAGUGUUCAGAUCAUUUUCGACGGCUUCAACGAGUACAACUUCAACAUUGAUGUCAUGGCCGCGAGCUACGACUCAAUGAAGCAGGGUCUGACGCUUGUUGAACAAGAGAUGCCAGCCUCCAUCUCUUUCCACGUUCCGGAUCAGUACCACAAGCGCAUCAUCGGCAUCGGCGGACAGCACAUCCAGCGCAUCAUGAAGAAGCACUCGGUCUUCGUCAAGUUCUCCAACGCCAUGGACCGCGGCGGUAUGGGUCGUGAAGAUGACGAUGUGAAGGUCGACAACGUCAUUUGCCGCACACCCGCCCGGAAUGCCCAGAAUCUCGAUGCUGUGAAGAACGAGAUUCUGGAGAUGGUCGAUAGAGCAGACUCUGAGUACACUUCUCAGAUUGUGAACGUUGACCGUCUGUACCAUCGCCAGCUGCUUGCACGUCUCAGCGACAUUGACGAGUUGGAGAGCAAGUACAACUGCAAGAUCGUGUUCCCCAGCACCGAACAAGCCAGUGACGAGGUCACCGUCACUGGUCCGCAGUGGCAGGUGCCUCAUUGCGUGGACGAAUUCUUGGGCAUGGUCCCUGACAAUCACGAGCUUGUUUUGACUCGCACUGCCGAGUUGAUCAAGUUCCUUGAGUCGCCUAGCUUUGCCCAUGAUCUUGUGCCCAAGCUCAAGACUCAGUACGAAGUUGAGGUCUCUGUCCACCAGGACGCCGACUCGGAGGAAGGCUUACCCGCCAUUGCUUUGCGCUGGACCUUCACUCGCAACAACGCAGGCGGCCUUCGUGACGCCAUUGACUUCUUGCUUGCUCAGUUCGCCACAGCCGGCGUGGAGGUGACUAUCCUGAAGGGCUCUAUCCCCCGCCCCAAGUCCGACUCUUUUGAGGACUCUCUUCAGUACUUCGACUCGAAGCUUCUUCAGCAUGCCCCGGCUACCAUUGCCGCCGAUUCUCCGACCAAGGCUGCCUUCGAGGGCGAGGUCGCUCGCGAGCGAAGCACCAUUUUCGAUCGCCUUCGUAAGCCUGGCAGCAUGACUUCGAUCUCGUCGUUCCUCGAUCGUCGCAAGAACAGUUCCCACUCGACGAACGGCAAUUUCUUCAAGGGCUCUAGCAAUGUCUCUAAGUCCUCUCUCAUUUCGAUUGAAUCUACCCGCAGUUUCAACGCGGACCGAAACCCCUGGAACGAUAGCGGCGUUAAUCUUCCAGACGAUGACAACCCAUGGGCCCAUCGGCCCCUCGGGAAUGGCUCCGACAAACUGACCAUUCCCCAACCUGGUGACGUUACGCCCCGUCACAGCACUCGUGCGUCCGGCGACAGCGGACGCCCUUCUACGUCUCAUUCUACGAAUUCUGGAUACCCCGGUCCCAUCGGACCUUUCCGUUAG
Molecule: messenger RNA, 2934 nt
Organism: Colletotrichum karsti
Lineage: Eukaryota; Fungi; Ascomycota; Sordariomycetes; Glomerellales; Glomerellaceae
Product: KH domain-containing protein
Exons: 6
Coding region: 1-2934 (977 amino acids)
Biological process (GO): nuclear division
Cellular component (GO): cytoplasm; nucleus
Molecular function (GO): mRNA binding
Source: RefSeq, a predicted model, not a curated record